This is a messenger RNA of Chaetomium globosum CBS 148.51, 1686 nucleotides long. RefSeq lists its product as uncharacterized. The transcript is spliced from 3 exons. Gene Ontology annotation, molecular function: zinc ion binding; DNA-binding transcription factor activity, RNA polymerase II-specific. The coding region runs from base 1 to 1686 and encodes 561 amino acids. Gene Ontology annotation, biological process: regulation of DNA-templated transcription. The record is from RefSeq and is a predicted model, not a curated record. NCBI's taxonomy places the organism in Eukaryota, Fungi, Ascomycota, Sordariomycetes, Sordariales, Chaetomiaceae.
AUGAGCUUCAACCGCCGCAGAGUGGCAUUAGCUUGCACCUUUUGCCGCCACAGAAAACGGCGAUGCGAUGCCACACGACCGUCAUGCCGCAAUUGCAUCGAAGCCGACGUCGAUUGCCGCUACGAUGACACCCCCUCCCAACGCAUCGACUCAAGUGGGGGCAGUCGCGAGAUCAUCAGCCGCCUCCAAGAUAUCGAGGCCAUGCUCCAACACCACCUGCCUGGCAUCUCUACACUCACUUCCGGUGUCCAGGCCAUCGUGUCGCAGUCGCCUACCUUAUCCGCCACCUCCCCAGCCAGUCAGGCUUCCACUCUUCAGGCCGCCCGGAUUCUAUCCCAUGACCUUGCCGGCGCCGCCCCGGCAGCCCAGUCAUGGCCGUUGCCCAUGCACAUGCAGCAGCAGUCCCAACUGUCCGGAGUGACCGACGCCGAGCUCCCGCCCCUGACAAUCCCCGUCGGCCACAAGACUUCUUCCAACUACUUGCUCCGCCUACCCGCCAUGAAGCAGCUGAUAGGCGAGUAUCCCGCCGAUCUGUUUUUCCUGCUCGAGUCGCGGAAUCCGCUGCCCCCGGAGAUGCCAGCGCACUUUGGCGCUCCGUCGAUGAACCCCGUGCCUCCAGCCGAGCUCUCCAAGGAUGUGCUCGACCGCUUUGUGUCCGCUUUCCUCUCCGGUGAUGACCACACUCAUCCUAUCCUCGACAAAGACGAAUUCCAUCGCAUCUAUCAGGGGUUCCUCGAAAACUACUAUUCAGACCCCUGGUGCAUCGAAUCAAUCUUGUGUCUUGUAGUCUUCGCCUUCGGGGCCGCAAAGCUAGCGCGGCCUGGCGCCCAAGGGUUCCAGUCGGAGCCGCCGGGGAUGGUGUACAUGCAGGCCGCGCUGCCGACGUUGGUAUCCAUGUCCUCGUGGUCUGUCAGCUACAGCCUGCUCCUCCCACAGGCUUUAGUGUUGGCGAGUGUUUAUUUUGCCUACAUUAUCCGCCCCCUCCAGAGCUGGAGGCUCGUGUAUUCUGCCUCCUCACUCUUGCAGUUCAAGCUGUGUCGGUUAUCCGCUCGUGAUGACGACCCGGCCGCGAGGGAGGUCAUUCUCCGCAUUUUUUGGUCUUGCUUCCUCGUCGAGUGUGACCGUUUAGCCGAGCUGGAGCUACCCCAAAGCGGUUUGCAGCAACUCAUAGACAAGACCAGUCUCCCUAGCUUUAGCGGCGUCGACGACUCGCAAUCCACGACCUGUCUCGCUGAAAUCUCCAUCCGCCGUCUGCUCAACCGCGUGCACAACACACUUUAUCCGCGGAAACAAAGCGUUCUCUCGUUAUCUUCGACCUCAUUGACCGCUUCCGAUGAGUUCUCGGCCGCCGAGACUGCUUCGGUCGCGUCCAUCUGCGACGAGCUCUACCGGCAACUCAAUUCCUGGUACGAGUCGAUUCCGGAACCUUCUCGCCCGACGCUGGGCACUGAGCCUACAGGACACGACCGCAAGACCAUCUUGCGAAUCCGCUACUACGCGGCGAGACACAUCAUACACCGCCCCUUCGUCCUUUACAUCGUCACAAACGACCUUCCGCAUGUGGCCAACGCUGCUAUCUUGGAGAAGGCCAGCGUGUGCAUCGAGAGCUGCCGGAUUUACCUCCAGAAUACGAGAGAGAUUCUCGCGAAGCAGAGCCAGUACACCUGGACCUUUUCCCUAUCGUAA